UUGCAGGGGUUUUCCUCUCGUCAUCCGUCUCCACCUCGCCCUCCCCCUCCCCCUCCGGCGGCCGCCUCGAUCUCCACCCUCUUCGGCUCCGGCUCCGGCUCACGCAAGGGGGGAAUCCGACGCUGCGCCCUGCCGGGAAGCCAGGGAAGUGCUUCAGCCCCUGACCCGCGCCCGCGUGCGCGGCGGAUCUUCCCCCAACUGAUCCCCGAUGUUCCUCUCCCCCGACUCGGUCCGCCCCCGCCGAUCUGCCGCCGCGGCGCGCCGAUCGUCGCGCCGCUGAGAUCAUCGGCACCGAUCCACGCGACCCUGCAAUGCGCUCAUGGAUGCAGGUCUCCAGAAAUCCCUCAGCUGAUCGCCCCGUCUCUUCCUCCUUCCAUGGGUGAUCACCAGCGCGACCUGGCCUUCCCGCCGCCCGGCCACUGCCUCCCCAGGACAUCGUCGAUGAGCGUCACGGACUCCGUCACCGCGGUCCACGACUUCAGGGUCACCGGCUACUCGCUGCUCGACGGCAUGGGCGUCGGCAGGUACGUCAGCUCCAGAGUCUUCACCGUCGGGGGGCUCGAGUGGGCUGUCAGGUUCUACCCGGACGGCUCCACGGCCCACUGCGUCGGCAACGCCUCCGCCUUCCUCUACUACUGCGGCCGAGACAAGGACGUCAGGGCCAGGUUCACCCUCAAUUUGAUGGAGAAAGAUGGCAGGCUCUCUCAGGUAACCAACGCCUACAUGAAGCAUUCCUUCUCCCCUGCUAGUGACAAUUGGGGCUUCAUCAAAUUCAUCGAGAAGUCCAAGAUUCAGGGCUCGCCCUUCCUCCACAAUGACUGCCUCACCAUCAGAUGCUUGCUAACCGUUGCCAAAGAGUCUCGUACCCAAGACGUCCAGACCAGCUUGAUCACGGUUCCCAAGUCCAAUCUGCACAAAGAUUUUGAGAACAUGCUCAACGAUGGAGAAGGCGCGGAUGUCACGUUUGAUGUGGGUGGCCAACUGUUCCGCGCUCAUAGGUGUGUCUUGGCUUUCCGCUCUCCGGUCUUCAGGGCCGAACUCUUUGGUCCGAUGAAAGAAAAGGCAACACAGUGUAUCAACAUCGAUGACAUGGAGCCUCUCAUAUUUGAGGCGCUGCUUCACUUCAUCUACACUGAUUCCUUGCCUGAUCACUGCAAAGACGGCAAGGCUGAGGCUAUGCAACACCUACUUGUUGCCGCCGAUCGUUACGGAGUCGAUAGGCUAAGGUUGAUUUGCGAAAGUAAGUUGAGCGACACAAUUGAUGUUCAGACAGUGGCAACCACGCUGGCUUUAGCAGAGCAACACCAUUGCUCCCAGCUGCGACAAGCUUGCAUUCAGUUCAUGGCCUCGCCCAACAUGCUUGCUCCAGUCAUUGAAACCGAAGGAUUCAAACAUCUUGUAGCGAGCUGCCCGUUUAUUAUGAAGGAUAUAUUAGAUAGGGUGUCAAGCAUUUGGAAUGACAGGUCUUCUGAGAAGUAGAAUAAGAUGACACCUAUUGGGCUGAACAGCAGUGCUGAAUUUUAGUCUGGUUCAGAUGUUCACGUUUCUGCAUGUAACUGUUAUAUCUUAUGUCUAAUGCAUUUUUGUUUGCAUGACAGAAUGACUCAUUAGCACCAUGCAGCAGUUUUAAUGAAAACUCUAUAGAUUUUGA
Messenger RNA from Lolium rigidum, 1651 nucleotides. RefSeq names its product BTB/POZ and MATH domain-containing protein 2-like. Gene Ontology annotation, molecular function: protein binding. Lineage: Eukaryota; Viridiplantae; Streptophyta; Magnoliopsida; Poales; Poaceae. Bases 376 to 1479 code for a protein of 367 amino acids. Gene Ontology annotation, biological process: protein ubiquitination. The record is from RefSeq and is a predicted model, not a curated record. The transcript has a single exon.